Molecule: messenger RNA, 424 nt
Organism: Aspergillus piperis CBS 112811
Lineage: Eukaryota; Fungi; Ascomycota; Eurotiomycetes; Eurotiales; Aspergillaceae
Exons: 1
Coding region: 100-360 (86 amino acids)
Source: RefSeq, a predicted model, not a curated record
AACAAGUUGUGAGCGCAGCGAAUGCUAGCUAGCUAAUAAUUUAGUUUUAGUUAGUUUUCCAUCAACUUGUCAUUUGAUGCCAGCCAGAAGGAAGACCGUAUGAUCAUCAUCUUCAUUGACUCCAUUUACUUUCCGAUUGUCACUAUAGGUAGUUGUUGUCUAUUCAUCGCUUUGACUUUUUCUAUCAAUGCAUUCUCUCUGCUUAUUUCCGGUAGCCGACUCAUUUCCGCUACUCCGUACUGGCUGAGAAAAUUGUCGCAUUAUUGCAUAGUAGUAUCUUACUACUCUUCAUCUCGGGUGCGUGAAAUUAGAUUGUUAGUGAAAUCCCCUUGUUCCCGGACUUGGUGCUAUAUUUGGUAAGUAGGGUAGUCAAUGAUUACUUAUCGCCCUCCACUUUCUGGAAGACGGGCUAGGGAUAGGAUUU